CCGGGUAGGGCUCGGAUUUUUGCCGGCGAAACUUUGGGAUUUCGGCCCCGCUCCGAAGAUGCCGUUCCACCCGGUGACCGCCGCGUUGAUGUACCGGGGCAUCUACAGCGUGCCCCCGCUGCUGGCCGAGCAGCACCCCGUGGACAUCCCCGAGGACGAGCUGGAGGAGAUCCGUGAAGCCUUCAAGGUGUUCGACCGGGAUGGCAACGGCUUCAUCUCCAAGCAGGAGCUGGGCACGGCCAUGCGCUCGCUGGGCUACAUGCCCAACGAGGUGGAGCUCGAGGUCAUCAUCCAGCGCCUCGACAUGGACGGUGACGGGCAGGUGGACUUCGAGGAGUUUGUGACGCUGCUGGGGCCCAAGCUGUCCACCUCGGGCAUCCCGGAGAAGUUCCACGGCACGGACUUCGACACCGUCUUCUGGAAGUGCGACAUGCAGAAGCUGACGGUGGACGAGCUGAAGCGGCUGCUGUACGACACCUUCUGCGAGCACCUCUCCAUGAAGGACAUCGAGAACAUCAUCAUGACCGAGGAGGAGAGCCACAUGGGCACGGCCGAGGAGUGCCCCGUCGACGUGGAGACCUGCUCCAGCCAGCAGAUCCGGCAGACGUGCGUGCGGAAAAGCCUCAUCUGCGCCUUCGCCAUCGCCUUCAUCAUCAGCGUCAUGCUCAUCGCCGCCAACCAGGUGCUGCGCAGCGGCAUGAAGUAGGAC
Oxyura jamaicensis (ruddy duck) is the source of this 709-nucleotide messenger RNA. RefSeq names its product calcium binding protein 7 (gene CABP7). The transcript has 5 exons. The coding region runs from base 59 to 706 and encodes 215 amino acids. NCBI's taxonomy places the organism in Eukaryota, Metazoa, Chordata, Aves, Anseriformes, Anatidae. Gene Ontology annotation, molecular function: calcium ion binding. The record is from RefSeq and is a predicted model, not a curated record.